AAGCUAAAAACAAGCUUCUCGUCGUUACGCUUCAAACGGCCAAAAAAAAUGUCUAAAACACACUCACAGCCCCCCUCAUCUUCGGCAGCGACGACCACCGGGGGACCCUCCUCGUCCUCUUCGUCUUCGCCCGCUGGGGGCUCGACAUCUCCCGCGACCGUGUUGAACGUACAGCCCGAGAAACCUCAACAUUACACAUAUCUGAAGGAGUUCAGAACAGAGCAGUGCCCUCUCUUCGUACAGCACAAGUGUACACAGCACCGGCCUUUUUCCUGUUUCUACUGGCACUUCCUGAACCAGCGGCGCCGCAGACCAAUCCGCAGACGGGACGGGACCUUCAACUACAGCCCCGACGUCUACUGCACCAAAUACGAUGAGGGAACGGGCACAUGUGCUGAUGGAGAUGAAUGUUCGUUCCUCCAUCGGACAGCGGGGGACACAGAGCGCAGAUACCACCUCCGCUACUAUAAGACGGGCUCAUGCAUCCAUGAAACAGACGCGAAAGGACACUGCAGCAAGAACGGCUCCCACUGCGCCUUUGCACACGGGUCACAUGACUUGCGCAGCCCCGUUUAUGACAUCAGGGAAGUGCAGGUGAUGGAGACUCAAGGCGGCUCGGGACCCACAGAGGGAGGCGGAGGAGACGGACAGUCAGGACAGGCAGCAAGCACCGCACUCAUAGAGAAGAUCCUGAGUGAGGAACCACGCUGGCAAGAUAACAACUACGUGCUGUCCCACUACAAGACAGAACUCUGUAAGAAACCUCCUCGUCUGUGCCGUCAAGGUUACGCCUGUCCAUAUUACCACAACAGCAAAGACAGGAGACGCAGCCCCCACAAGCACAAAUACAGAGCUCUGCCGUGUCCAGCUGUAAAACAGAGCGAGGAGUGGGGAGAUCCCAGUAAAUGUGAAGGAGCAGAGGGAUGUCAGUACUGCCACACGAGAACGGAGCAACAGUUUCAUCCAGAGAUCUAUAAAUCCACAAAGUGUAAUGACAUGCAGCAGUGUGGCAGCUGUCCCAGAGGACCUUUCUGUGCCUUUGCUCAUGUUGAAAAGCCCUUCGUCUCCGAGGAACCAUCCUUCCCCAUGCCCAGCUCCCCUCCACCUCCCAGACCUCCAGACCCCCUCCCUUCUUCCCAAGAGGCUUCUUCAAGUCCGAGCGGACACAACAUGGGCCAUGGGUCCGUCACUGACCCCUUCUCCCCCUCCGUCGGGUCGCGUGUGGCGGAGCAUGGACUGCUGGGUAGCGUCCUGUCUCUGUGCGAGGACAUGAGCGCAGGAGGAGGAGGAGGAGGAGGAGGAGGAGAGCCUUUGUCUCCUUGGGCAGGAGAGGGAGGGUACGGCAGGGCGCCUGGAUUUGAGAGGGAGGAUCAGGCCAAGCAAAGGAGUUUUGCUCUAGAGCAGCGUCACAGAGAAAUAGCAACAGCACAAAGCAAACAGGACUUGUUGGUGUUUUUGCCGGUGGGCAGCCCUCUGAGUUUGUCCUCCAGCAUCCCCUCAAGUCUGGCCGCCACACCGCCUAGCCCCGCCCCUCUCGGACACACGUUAACCAGCAUCUCAUCAGGCAUGAACGCCAACGCCCUGCCUUUCUACCCCACCAGCGAGACAGUGGAGUCAGUUGUCGAGUCAGCCCUGGAUGAUCUUGACCUGAAUGAUUUUGGUGUGUCAGCGUUGGAGAGGAGCUUGGAGAGUAGCUCUGGUCUGCCCAGUGUAGGAGUGAUGCUGGGAGGUAGUCAACUUCAGAGCUCCGCCCCAGUCAACAUCCCAGGAUCCUUCAGCAGCUCUGCUCCUUUCAGCUCCCCUUCACCCUCUCCUCCAAUCAGGCCACACGCUUCACCAUUCUUUUCUGCUCACCUGUCACAACCUAGCCAAUCAGAGAGCUCCUUCCUGGGACCAUCUCAUAGCUCUUUAGGUCUGAAUGGUAUGAGCAGUAAUAUAUGGGAGCAUUUCCCAUCAGGCCAGGGUUCACCUGGUACACCCCCCACCCUACUGGCCUCUGGUCCCUGUGCAGAGUCCUCCAGGCUCAAACAGGAGCUGGAGGAGGCUCACAGGACACUGAAGCAUUGGGGUCACAAUUGGAGACACACAGCUCAGUCUUGGGCCACACUUAAAUCAGAUGCAGAGGACUCUCGUGCCCAUGCAGCACGGUUAGCCAUGGAGGCAGAGAGAGCCAGGCAGGCAGAGGAGGAAGCACAGAGACAGGCCUCUCUCCUGCAGGAGGCGCUGGAGAGCUUAAGGAGCGGCGACAAUCCCCAUCUAGCACUGCACCAACUCCAGCUACUGCACCGACUGCCUCUGGAAUCAGUCCUCAGUCUGCAGGCUCAGCUCUGCAGCUGUCUACACGCUGUGGAACAGGUGGUGUACAGGAAACAGAGACAGUGCUGUGUGACGUGUGGAGAGCAGGGCUCGGUGUCCCUGCCCUGCGGUCACGGACUACAGUGUGAGAGCUGCUCCACCUCUACAGAGUGUCCGCUCUGCCCCGAACAAACGCUGGAGCAGCAGCUCUCUUGACCUCACGGCCCAGUCAGACCACCAUGGACCAUUGCAGAUUCCAGACCAGUCAAUCCUGAUUCCACAGAUACCAGCCUUUGAUCUCAAACGGCAUUCGAAUAAUCAUGUCGAGGUCUUUUUUUUAUAGUGUGGAAAAAACACAAGCACUGAUCUGGUUUUGUACUUUUACAAUGAUGUUUACUGAUAAAUGACCUUAGUGAGCUAUGGUCAGAAAGUAAGAGCUCUUAAUGUGUAAUUUAGGAUUAUUAUAUAUUCCAGUGAUUCCAUUGGAACACCAGUAAAAUUUACUAGUUAAUGUUCUUGACCAGCAACACUGUUUUUUUGU
Messenger RNA from Scomber japonicus (chub mackerel), 2836 nucleotides. It is a transcript of the gene unk, whose product is annotated as unk zinc finger. The transcript has 15 exons. Bases 49 to 2511 code for a protein of 820 amino acids. Lineage: Eukaryota; Metazoa; Chordata; Actinopteri; Scombriformes; Scombridae. The record is from RefSeq and is a predicted model, not a curated record. Gene Ontology annotation, biological process: cell morphogenesis involved in neuron differentiation. Gene Ontology annotation, molecular function: mRNA CDS binding; metal ion binding.